Messenger RNA from Microthlaspi erraticum, 432 nucleotides. The record is from the annotation of a GenBank genome assembly. Lineage: Eukaryota; Viridiplantae; Streptophyta; Magnoliopsida; Brassicales; Brassicaceae.
AUGGAAUCAUACAAGGAGCUCACUUGUGAGUUCUUGGCAUCGAUGAGCUUGAGAUCUUGUUUGGCUUCCUAUGGAGAAGGAACCCAUUGGGAUAUCAAGGAGAAUGAGCUCCAAAGUGUGUGGGCUACAAUCGCUGAGGAAGGGUUCUCUUCUUCAAGGUCCAAGGCUGCUCAUAUAAGGAGUCAUGUGCUGAGAUAUGUGCACAAGGCCCUUGCCAACACCUUCUUUGCAAGGAAGGCAACAUGGACGAUCAAUGAAGGAGAAGUCAAGCUACUUGACAUGGGGAUUAAGCCCAUCAUCUCACGCACCAUGGAUGGGAAGAAUGUCAGAGGAGAUAGAGCACACGCAGAAACCUUAUGCCCCUCCUCGAUCAGCUACUCUCCUACAGCACCACAGCCUAUAGCACUCGAUUUUAACAAGGAAGAAGGCUAA